AUGUUAAAAAAGAAAAUCUUUAUGAAUUUAAACGAUUGUUUAAACUCUUCGCUCUAAUCUUACUCAAUACUAGUUUUUAAUCUUUCUAAUGAUUAAAUUGGUGAAAGAGGUACAUCAGACUUAGCUUCUGCUUUAGCAAACUGCACUAAUCUCACAAAUUUGACACUUGAUCUUACAGCAAAUUUAAUUGAUGAAAAAUGUGCAUUAGUGUUAGGUACAGCUUUAGAAAAAUGCUCUAAUCUCUCAAAUUUUACACUUAAUCUAUGCUACAAUAGAAUUGGUGCAAUUGGUGCUUCAGGCUUAGGUACAUCAUUAGCAAAGUGCAAAAAUCUCUCAAAUUUGACACUUGGACUUAACGAAAAUAAAAUGUAUGAUGAAGAUGUUUCAGCCUUAGGCUCUGCUUUAGCAAUCAGCACUAAUCUCUUAAAUUUGACUCUAAUCCUAUAUUCAAAUUUAAUUGGCGAUAAAGGUGCAUCAGACUUAAGUUCUGCUUUAGCAAGGUGCAUUAAUCUCUCAGAUUUAACACUUGAUCUUAGUUAUAAUUAAAUUGGUGCAAUUGGUGCAUCGAACUUAAUAUGUUCUACUUUUGGAAAGUGCACUAAUCUCUCAAAUUUGACACUUAAACUUAGUUACAAUAAUAUUGAUGGAAUAGGUGGAUUAAGCUUUAAUUUUACUUUAGCAAAGUGCACUAAUCUUUCAAAUUUGACACUUGAUCUAGGUUGCAAUUUUAUUGGACAAGAAGGAGCAUCAGGGUUAGGUUUCGUUUUAUCAUAGUAAUCUAAUCUCUCAAAUUUGGCACUUCAUGUUGAUGAAAAUUAAAUUGGUCCUGUUGGUGCAUUAGGCUUAGGUUUUACUUUAGCAAAGUUCACUAAUCUAUAAAAUUUGGCACUUAAUCUCUAAUUAAAUUAAAUCAAUCCAUCAGAAAAAUUGAAAGUAAAAAGUAAGUGUCUUAAAUCAAAAAGAUUAGUUAUCUUUAAAAUAUUUUGA
Molecule: messenger RNA, 987 nt
Organism: Tetrahymena thermophila SB210
Lineage: Eukaryota; Ciliophora; Oligohymenophorea; Hymenostomatida; Tetrahymenidae
Product: cyclic nucleotide-binding domain protein
Exons: 12
Biological process (GO): activation of GTPase activity; nucleocytoplasmic transport
Cellular component (GO): nucleus; perinuclear region of cytoplasm; cytosol
Molecular function (GO): GTPase activator activity; small GTPase binding
Source: RefSeq, a predicted model, not a curated record